Messenger RNA from Suillus paluster, 762 nucleotides. RefSeq lists its product as uncharacterized. The transcript is spliced from 3 exons. The record is from RefSeq and is a predicted model, not a curated record. Lineage: Eukaryota; Fungi; Basidiomycota; Agaricomycetes; Boletales; Suillaceae. Bases 1 to 762 code for a protein of 253 amino acids.
AUGGGCCGAACGGGCAGACGCUUCAUCGUGAUAGACCGCGAUGUCGUUGAACUUCCUGUCGAGCAUCGCUCUCCACCCUCUUCGAGCACCACGACAAUGGUCAGGACCUUAGCGAGCCGGUCGCGCUUCCAAGAAAAGCGCUGGAUUUACGCACACCUUGUCACCCACGCCAGUCCUCAUCCACAUCAUCAUAUACGACUGCACCUCAUACCCAACGACAAAGGCCUUGAUGAGGCGGUCACGCUUCUCAGAGAAGUGCUCUGUGCCCAGCCGGUUGCCCACAUUCCUCCACCAUCCUUCGCUGGGUUUGUGCCCACUAGUGGCUCGAGUGCCUUGUGGCACGGGGUUAUGUCCAAGAUUUGGGCGGGGGGUGUUGCCUCUGCGACCGAGUUGGUCAGCCGGAUCUGUUCACGUUCAUGGAACCUUACGACUGCACAUAACCAAGACCUCGAUGAAGCAGUCGCGCUUCAUGGUGGAGCGCUGACUCCGCGCACAGCCAGCAGUCAUAACUUUCCUCAACGAUCCCCGUCAUUGAAUAACCUUACAAAUCAACUCUCUACCCGCCUUGAGCACCGAGGCAAUGAUGGAGACUCGGAUGAGGCUAUCAUGCUUCAGGGGGAAGCCCUGGAAUUGCGCACUGUCGGUCACCCAUAUCGGUCCCCAUCGUUGAAUAACCUGCAAAUCAACUCUCCAUCCGCUUGGAGCACCGAAGCGAUGACCAAGACCUGCAUGAGGCUAUACCGCUUCAGAGGGAAGCAAUGA